GUGUGAUAUUUCUCUGUAUUUGCGACAGUGUAUACUGCUAAUGCACCUCAACUUAUAUAUGUGUACAUGUGUGUAUAUAUGCUGAUAGCAUAUAUAACUGUAUUUCAGCCCUGUCAUCAAUUAUGCAUGAUUAAAAACCUAAAUUAAGUGUUUUAUAACGUAACGUGUGGUUCGGAUACAAUGCAAGUAAUUCUCAAUCUUACCACCCAUCCAUCUUCAAUGGUUUAUCUACAAAACCUCAAGGGGUAUCCAGGUUGUGAGCCGCAUGUAACUCAGAAUUUUGUUUUAUUCCAUUUAAGUUUGAAUGAGAGUGGUGUUCAUUGCGGUGUGUCAAAAAUGUUGAACAAGCACACAGGUCACAAUAUUUUCUAUCACAGAGUUGUUAUUGAGAUGACAGAUGCAAAAGAGAAGGAACUUUUGUUCGUGCAGUGCGUCAUACCAGGGGAUUUUAACAUGGAAUUUGUCAGGAUAGACUGGCAAAGAGAAAGUGUCCCUUACAACUUCUCCUUCCCUACGCCCCCACCCAUCAACUUGUCCCAAGAGAGCGUUCCUUAUGUCAACAUGGUUGUCAGGGAAAAGGGAUUGCGGUUAGACACAAGCGCGAUAGUGCAUCCGGGUUCUCUGCUGGAUCUACUUAUUUAUUUGGAUAAGGAAUCCUCAG
Molecule: messenger RNA, 661 nt
Organism: Stegodyphus dumicola
Lineage: Eukaryota; Metazoa; Arthropoda; Arachnida; Araneae; Eresidae
Source: RefSeq, a predicted model, not a curated record